UCCCUCCUCCUCUCUCUCUCUCGCUCUCUUCUUCACACAAGAAAUCCCUGGGAAUUAAAUGCAAGAAUUUACCACAGUGAUUUCUUCCACUGCCUCUCUGCAUCUCGGCGUCCUGCGGUCGGUCUUCUUCUCUGAUCGGAAUCAGAUCCGAUCUCAACAUCGCUCUCCGGGUCGGGAUGGCUUUGGAGGCAAGCACGAUCGUCGCGCUGACCCUCUUCUUCUCCCUCCUCUGCGCCUGCAUCAUCGUCGGCCAUCUCCUUCGGGAGAACCGGUGGAUGAAUGAGUCCAUCAAUGCCCUCAUCAUCGGUUUACUGGCUGGAGUAGUAGUCUUGGUGGUUAAAAGAGGAAAGAGUUCCCAUAUUCUUGUCUUCAGUGAGGAGCUAUUCUUUAUAUAUCUCCUUCCUCCAAUAAUUUUCAAUGCAGGCUUUCAGGUCAAGAAAAAGCAAUUUUUUCGCAAUUUUUUGACAAUAUUGAUGUUUGGAGCAAUUGGCACAUUUAUUUCGUUUUGCAUAAUAACAAUUGGUUCCUACUUCCUAUUCAGAAUGAUUGUUACAACAACAUUGACAUCAAGGGAUUAUUUAGCCAUAGGCGCCAUAUUCUCAGCCACAGACUCUGUUUGUACUUUACAGGUUCUUAACCAAGACGAAACACCCUUGCUUUACAGCCUUGUAUUUGGGGAAGGAGUAGUGAAUGAUGCGACAUCGAUUGUGCUCUUCAACGCAGUCACAAAGCUUGAUUUCAGUAGCAUUGAUGGUGCUACUGCUUUAAGGCUGUUGGGCAACUUCUUCUAUUUAUUUUUCACCAGCACUAUACUUGGUAUAGCUGCUGGACUUCUCAGUGCUUACAUUAUCAAGACGCUUUAUUUCGGAAGGCAUUCUACAGACCGUGAAGUUGCUAUAAUGAUGUUGAUGGCUUAUCUGUCAUAUAUGUUGGCUGAGCUUUUCGAUCUCAGUGGGAUCAUGACAGUUUUCUUUUGUGGUAUUGUCAUGUCACAUUAUACAUGGCAUAAUGUCACAGAGAGCUCCAGGGUGACAACCAAACACUCAUUUGCUACCAUAUCCUUUAUCGCGGAAACAUUUAUCUUCCUUUACGUUGGUAUGGAUGCUCUAGACAUCGACAAAUGGAAGACAAGCGAAGCCAGCGCAGGCGUUUCGGCUUCGAUUAGUGGCACUUUACUUAUGCUGGUUUUAGUAGCCCGGGCUGCAUUUGUGUAUCCUCUUUCUUUUAUUAGAAACAAAAUGAGAAGAAAAGAAACUGCAACGCUAGAAAUUCGCCAGCAGUUCAUUAUCUGGUGGGCUGGUCUUAUGAGAGGUGCCGUCACCAUGGCUUUGUCAUACAACCACUUUACAACAUCAGGAUCGACUUCGGUUCCCAGUAAUGCUCUUAUGAUCACAAGCACCAUCAUUGUUGUUCUCUUCAGCACAGUGGUUUUUGGGUUGGUAACCAAGCCUUUGAUAAGGAUAUUGCUUCUUCACCCUCAACGGACGCAGCAGGCAAGCACAGCUGAUGAAACCACCAGCUUUGAAGACCUGCGCAGGCUAUUUCUUGAAGAUGGAGAGGAUCCAGACAUGAACAGAGGGCGCCUCUCGAAAAGAAGCAGCCUAAGGCUCUUGCUCCAGGCACCCACAUCUACCGUGCACUACUUCUGGAGAAAGUUCGAUGACGGUUACAUGCGGCCAUUGUUCGGUGGCCGGGGUUUCGUCCCAUUUGUCCCCGGCUCACCCACCGGAGAAGGGGAGGAGAAUCAGGAGAUUGCAUAAGCCCAAGCCGCGGUGAUGCUGCAUCCAAGUUGAUGGAUCAGAUGCUUCAUCGGCUCACCCACCGAAGAAGAGGAGAAUCAGGAAAUUGCAUAAGCCCAACCCGCGGGGAUGCUGCAUCCAAGUUGAUGGAUCAGAUGCUUCAUCAUUGAGUUUAUCGGAGACAUUCCUUCUAUUCUGUACAUAUUCUUUCAUUUUCCUAUGUAAUAAAACACGUCUUCGUUGCUAGCAUCAGAUCCCUGACUGUCCGAAAUAGAUGGCAAGAUAGCAAGCUAAUUAAUGAUUGCAUCAAAACAUUACAA
This is a messenger RNA of Nymphaea colorata (pocket water lily), 2059 nucleotides long. Its product is annotated as sodium/hydrogen exchanger 2-like. Lineage: Eukaryota; Viridiplantae; Streptophyta; Magnoliopsida; Nymphaeales; Nymphaeaceae. The transcript is spliced from 14 exons. Gene Ontology annotation, molecular function: sodium:proton antiporter activity. The record is from RefSeq and is a predicted model, not a curated record. Gene Ontology annotation, cellular component: membrane. The coding region runs from base 177 to 1760 and encodes 527 amino acids. Gene Ontology annotation, biological process: regulation of pH; proton transmembrane transport; sodium ion transport.